Molecule: messenger RNA, 2978 nt
Organism: Tripterygium wilfordii
Lineage: Eukaryota; Viridiplantae; Streptophyta; Magnoliopsida; Celastrales; Celastraceae
Exons: 6
Coding region: 676-2622 (648 amino acids)
Molecular function (GO): protein binding
Source: RefSeq, a predicted model, not a curated record
UCAGAAUUCGAAGCGGUGGUCCUGACUCCUGACUACGAGGGUCUGUCCUUUGUGUCCGAUGUACCUUUUGUGGUCAUUGACCUCGUCAAUGUUCGAGCAGUAACGGUUGAUGAAGGAACCGGCACUGCUUGGGUUCAAAUUUCAAUGUCCGAGCUGUAUUAUAAAAUUGCAUUGCAGAGAAGAAUAAGACCCUUGGGUUUCCGGCUGGAGUUUGUCAAACUGUUGGUUGCGGUGGUCACUUUAGCGGCGGAGGACAUGGUGUUUUGAUUGAUGUUAAAGGGAGGUUUCUUGAUCUGAAUUCGAUGGGAGAAGAUUUGUUUUGGGAGAUUCGAGGAGGUGGGGGAGCUAGCUUUGGAGUCAUUGUUGCUUGGAAGGUGAAACUGGUUCGAAUUCCACCUAUUGUGACUGUGUUUACAGUGAGCAGCAGGACAUUGGAACAGAAUGCAACCAAACUUGUGCACAAAUGGAAAUCUGUAGCAGAUAAACUUGAUGAGGCAGCUUGCAAUUAAUGAGGCAAUUAGGGAAGCAGAGGAGGAGGAAGAAAAAUAAGAAGCACAGGAACCUGAGCCUCCACAAAGGGAAAUAGAAGCUUAGUAUUCACUUGCAGAGGCGCGGGGGUUCUACACCCCACCGGCGAGUUUGAAGUCGAGGACGACUGCUCCUCCAGAAAAGUCGAUGACGGAGAGGAAAAACGUGAAGAAAGAUCUUUUUCAUGUUGUUCACAAGGUUCCCUCUGGUGAUUCUCCAUAUGUCAGAGCCAAACAUGUUCAGUUGAUAGAGAAGGACCCAAGUAGGGCAAUUUCUAUGUUCUGGGCAGCUAUAAAUGCUGGGGAUCGUGUUGAAAGUGCACUCAAAGAUAUGGCAGUUUCCAUGAAACAGUUGGAUCGAUCAGAUGAGGCGAUUGAAGCUAUCAAAUCAUUCCGUCAUCUCUGCCCCUAUGAGUCUCAAGAAUCCAUUUACAAUGUGCUUGUCGAACUCUACAAGAGGUCUGGGAGGGUGGAAGAAGAGAUUAAAGUGCUCCAGGGCAAGCUGAAGCAGAUCGAAGAAGGUAUAGCUUUCGGGGGGAAGAGGACGAAGGUCGCAAGGUCCCAAGGGAGAAAGAUUCAAAUAACUAUUGAACAAGAUAGAUCAAGGAUACUGGGGAACUUGGCCUGGGCUUACAUGCAGCAACACAACUAUGGACUUGCUGAACAGAAUUACAGGAAAGCUCUGCUUCUGGAGCCAGAUAAUAACAAAGAAUGCAAUUUGGCAGUCUGCUUGAUGCACAUGAACAGGGUUACAGAAGCAAAAUCUUUGCUCGAGUCUGUCAGAGUUGCUUCCUCAAACAAAGAGAUGGAUGAAUCUUAUGCUAAAUCAUUUGAGCGUGCAGUUCAGAUGCUGACGGAUUUGGAAUCUCAAUCAAAGCUAAAAUUAAAUCCACAUGAACAAGAAGAUGGCAAACUCCAGAGAUCCUUCAUGUCACCUAGAGAUGGAAAAUUGAUACAUACCAGUAGAAACUCAAACUUGUGUGAAAGUUUGCAAAAGGGAGCAUAUACAUCCCCAGAGUUGAUGAGAAAGAAUUCAGAAGCGCUGUACACACAACCAAAAAGAUGUUUAUGGGGUUUCAAUAGAGAUGAUCAGGUAAUUACAAGAAGGGGAGAGGUCAAUGGAAGUGUGAAUCGCAAACUGUCAUUUCAGCUUACUGUAAAUGCUGAAAGUGUAACAUCGCAUAGGAUUCAGAAUUUCAAUGGACAGUUACAGGGGGGUAGUAGUGAAAAAUCAUGUGUUAGAGUGCAAGAAUCUGACAGUGGAUUGCCUUCAGCUGCUAAUGGAGAUUCAAGACAAAACUCAUGGAGGCACAUUGCUCAAUCGAAAGACGAAGCAGCCACAGAACCUAUUUCACAACCUAAAGUGAAAGGGGACUGGAAGAAAACUACAUGGGGUAACUGUGACUAUGUGCAGGUGACCCGUGGAUCCAUCAUAGAGUCCAAUGCUCAGCGUAUUGUGAAUGAUUCUAACCUGAGUUGCAAUCUGCCUGUGAGGCCACAUAAUAACACUGGUGGUAAACUGGACCAGAAUUCUUGUGACAUUGUUUUUGGCAGUAUUACAACAUGGAAUGCGCAUCCUGGAGGUGGAGAGCAGCAACACUCUCCCAAGUCUAGUAAUGCACAUCAUUAUAUUUCGAAAGAUUCGAAGACAAAGAGUUGGGCAGAUAUGGUUGAAGAAGAUGAGGAGAAAGAACUAGGUGGAACAAACUCAACUGAGUGUGUGGAUGACUGGAAAUAUGAAGAACAGUUCAAUGAUGAAAAUAGAAACAUCAACAUGAUUUGUGGAAGUUCUCCUUCAAACCGCAUGGAAAAUCUAUCUCAGAGGCUUGAAGUAUUUGAUCUUAAGGAUGGCUAUGCUACAUCUGAGAAUUUUGGUUCAUCAAGAAAACCAGUAGCACGUUGCUCCUUGCGUUUUCGGGAGCCAGAAUCAUCAGAUUGCUACUCUGCAACCCCAAAAGCAAAGAAGGGAUUGAAUUUUGGCAGUUACCAUUCUUUGAAGGAAAGCCCUUCUUCGUUUGAGAAGAACCUGGAUUUAAAGAGGAGGAAUAGGUUGCAGGUUUUCCGAGACAUAACCCCUACUCCUGAUAGUCCAUGAGCUUAACUAAGUAUUAGACAGCGGGGGAUUAAAUCUCUCUGUGGAUGAUGCUGUUUCUAAGUAUCAGUUUGAAUUUGGAACAUCUUCAUAAAUACAGCAGUGUUGAAGAAUAAAUUGGUAGACUUCCUCAACAGGCCUUAGUUCGGGGUUCUCUAAUUUUCCUACUCUCCCUUUGACUGACAUGCUGUCGAGUUUAGCAAUGUAAAUAUUUCUUUUUUUUUCUCAUUAUACUGUAAAAAAUGGGUUUAAUAGAAGAAUAUAGAUCAUAUAGUAAUGUUUCAUAGAAAAGUUCCUUGUGGAUUGAAGCUUUUCCCUUUUAGCUAUAUGAUAAUUUUUUAGUGUACUCGUGUACUUCA